This is a messenger RNA of Protopolystoma xenopodis, 531 nucleotides long. NCBI's taxonomy places the organism in Eukaryota, Metazoa, Platyhelminthes, Monogenea, Polystomatidea, Polystomatidae. The record is from the annotation of a GenBank genome assembly.
UAUUUUUUUCUUUUAAGCCUUGAAAAUUUUGAAAAUCGUUCAUUUUCUCUUAAGAACUCUAUUGGUUUACCAUAUGGCUCUAUGUUUACGGUGUCUGGUUCAGACGUCGUUCUUCUGGACGCUUCAGAUUCAAUAGAUAAUCACGUCUCGAAUUUUGAUUCGAGGGACAAUCGUUUCUUAGUUGAUUCUUCAUUCAAUCAGACCCUAAAGAUGGAAGAGAUAGAGAAGCUCAAAAGCUCUGGUCUUUGCGGCCAUGACUUGCUUGAAGCAUUUGCAAAGCAUAGUGCCAGUUUUGAUUCAAAAACUAAGUUUUCACAGGAUAAAUAUUUAGCUAAAAAGCGAAAGAGACAUCUAAUGUACUUCUCUAUUCAGCCAGCGAGCUCUCGAUUUCUUUGUGAAAUGUAUGGUAAAAUCGUUUUUACUACAUUCUUCAAUGUCUUUACCAAAUUACUUAACUUAAGGCGCACCAUAACAUGUUGCCUCUCACAUCUACUCUGUGCCGAUCCCUAUUUAUUGAUGUUAAAUAAUUGA